Fasciola hepatica (liver fluke) is the source of this 10938-nucleotide messenger RNA. Lineage: Eukaryota; Metazoa; Platyhelminthes; Trematoda; Plagiorchiida; Fasciolidae. The record is from the annotation of a GenBank genome assembly.
AUGUGGAAUUGUCCGCUCACACUGCGUCGGCGAUGGAAUGCGAUUUUGAAACUCUGUGCUGGUAUGACCAAAAAUGUGGCCCCGUUCAAAGCUCAUUUUGCUGUGGGAAUUGCGGAUGAAAUUAAAGCAUUUCGCAAACGUGUCCGAACAUUCGUCGAAAACUAUAAAGUAUCCGGACCAGGAAAUGAAUCCGAAGAUUUGGACAAAGGAGUUGUCAGUUUGGCUCAGUUUAUGGCCGAAUGUGAUAUUCUGGACGCGCGUCGAGUGGAUUUGCUUAGCAGCGAACGUCUACUGGACUUACCGAUUUCUACCUAUCCGGAAUUAAAAGAAAUGCGGACCGAACUACAGAAGCUUAAACCAAUCUACGAAUUGUACAUUGAACAAAAAAGCGCACGCCAAGACUGGGCUUGUAUUUUGUGGAGAGAUGCAAAGAUUCAAGACUUGGUUGCCAGUAUGCGUGAUUUUGUUGCUCGCUUCCGUCAGAGACCGCGUAAAAUGAGAGCUCUACCAGCGGCGAAAAUGUUGAGCAAUACGUUGAAAAAUUUCCAGGAAUCUUUGUUAUUGAUUCAAAACUUGAAGGAUGAUGCAAUGCGCGAUCGACAUUGGAAGCAAUUAAUGGAAAAGACGGGUAUCAGUUUCGAUAUGGAUCCACAAACAUUCACACUGGAAGGUGUGUUUGCGAUGCAGCUGCACGAGUUUUCCGAUGUCAUUUCAACCGUAGUGAACAAUGCCCAACGUGAGGUGCUCAUUGAGACGCAACUGGAAGAUAUCAAGAAUACUUGGCUGGAAAUGAAAUUUGUCCUCACCGCUUACACGAAAUGCAAUCGAGAACCGUGUUAUGUACUCGGAGCGGUGGAUGAACCAAUUCAGUGCAUGGAAGAUCACAUGAUGAGUCUUCAGUCGAUUGGGGCUAGUCGAUUUGCGACUCCAUUUGUGACGAUUGUGCGUCAGUGGGAAAAGGAUUUGACCAUUGUGAGCGAUACACUGGAUUUAUGGAUCACUGUGCAACAACGAUGGAUGUAUCUUGAAGCAAUUUUCAUGGGUGGCGAUGUGGCCAAACAAUUGCCGCAAGAGGCAAAACGCUUUGAAUCGAUCGAUAAAAUGUUCCGCAAAAUUAUGAAACAAACACAAGAAACGCAGUUUGUGAUGAAAUCUUGUCUAGCCGAUCAUCGUCUAGAAACACUGCGUAUGCUGGAGCAAGAAUUGGAAUUGUGUCAGAAAGCCCUAAACGACUAUUUGGAUGGCAAACGGAAUGCAUUUCCGCGUUUCUACUUCAUAUCAGAUGAUGAAGUACUGAAUAUUUUGGGUGGCAAAGAAGCUCAGAUGUUUGACAAUAUUGGAAAAUUGCGCUUCUCCUAUGCUACGCAUUCAUCCGAUGUGUCGGUCACUGCGCUGAUUUCUUUCGAGGGUGAAAUAAUGGAAUUUAAGAAGCCGGUUGUUGUUUUCGGCAAAGUUGAAGAAUGGCUAACCGCGAUGGAAGCAGAGAUGCAGCGAACCAAUCACUUGAUCACCAAACAGGCAGUAUUCUAUUACCGUUAUCAAAAGUCGCGUGUGGAUUGGAUGUUUGAUUUUCAGGGUAUGGUCGUCUUGGCUGCUUCUCAAAUUUGGUUUACCUGGGAAGUGGAAGAUGUGUUUCGCAGUUUUAAAACCGGCAAUCGAAGUGCCAUGAAGGAGUAUGACAAAAAAUUGGAAGAACAACUCAACGAGAUGGUCUAUCGCAUCCGGACCAAUCUGACACGGAACGAUAUGAAAAAGUUAGAAACUGUACUCAUUUUGGAUGUCCACUCGAAAGAUAUGGUGGAGAAAUUUAUCCGUGACAGCAUCAUGGCUCCGGAUGAAUUCGGAUGGGAAUCACAACUUCGAUUUUACUGGGUUCGUAAAUUGGACAGCCUGGUGAUCCGACAGUGUUCCGCAGAGUUCAAUUACGGAAACGAAUAUUUCGGACUGAACGGGCGUCUGGUUAUCACCCCACUGACAGAUCGGAUCUAUUUGACGAUCACACAGGCUUUAUCGCUCUACCUUGGCGGGGCACCAGCUGGUCCCGCGGGAACUGGGAAAACCGAGACCAUCAAAGAUCUGGCAAAAGCAAUCGGAUUGCUUUGUGUGGUGACCAACUGCGGUGAGAAUAUGGAUUACAAAUCGUUUGCCAAACUGUUGUCCGGGCUGUGUCGGUCCGGUGCAUGGGGCUGUUUUGAUGAAUUCAAUCGGAUUGAAGUCUCCGUGUUGUCUGUUGUCUCGUCUCAGAUCAAGUCCAUUCAAAACGCUUUGCAAGCCAAAGCCGUCACAUUUCAAUUCGAAGGGGUCGAAGUUCCACUGGAUCGAAGAGUGGGUAUUUUUAUCACGAUGAAUCCUGGUUACGCUGGUCGUACAGAAUUACCAGAGUCGUUAAAAGCUCUGUUUCGGCCAGUUGUGGUAAUUGUACCGGAUUUGGAGUACAUUUGCGAGAUAAUGCUGUUCUCCCAAGGUUUUCUCACCGCCCGUGAUUUGGCCAAGAAAAUGACUGCUUUAUAUCGACUGGCAAAAGAACAACUGUCCCAGCAGUACCACUACGAUUUCGGUUUGCGUGCCCUUCGUUCACUACUCGUGAUGGCCGGACAUAUGCGACGUACAAGUCCAUCUUUACGCGAGGAUCAACUAUUAAUGCGUGCACUUCGUGACUCAAAUAUGCCGAAAUUGAUUCGUGAAGAUGUUCCAUUGUUCAUGGGUCUUAUUCAAGAUUUGUUCCCCGGAAUUGAAUUCGAGCCACCACCGAUGAUUGCCGAAUUGGUCGACGCAACCAAAGACGUGCUACAUCAUUUUCAGUAUACUGAAGUAGAUGAACAAAUACACAAAGUCAUCCAACUGCAUGAAACUCUCCAAUUUCGACAUUCUGUUAUGUUGGUGGGACCCACGUGUGGAGGGAAGACAGUGGUGUUGGAAGUGUACUGUCGUGCACUGAAAAUAACCGGCAUCAAUACGAAGAUGUACACAAUUAAUCCAAAAGAUCGAAGUGUGAAUGAUUUGUACGGCUAUCUGGAUCCGGCAACUCGAGAAUGGUUAGAUGGAUUGCUCUCAUUUCUGUUUCGUUCGAUUAAUCAAGUCACGGAAGCUGUUGAGCGACGAUUUCUCACAUUUGACGGGGAUGUAGAUGCGUUGUGGAUUGAGAAUAUGAACUCUGUGAUGGACGAUAAUAAACUGCUCACUUUGGUCAAUGGUGAACGAAUUCGUCUACAACCGUACUGUUCACUGUUGUUCGAAGUGAGCGAUUUACAAUAUGCCAGCCCGGCAACUGUUUCUCGUUGCGGUAUGGUAUAUUUGGAUCCGAGCAAUUUGGGCUAUAUGCCGUACUGGACCAGUUGGAUUAGUGGAGUUCAAUCAAAUGUGAAACAGUAUUUAGAAGCUUUAUUUAAUAAAUACGUACCAGUAAUCAUGGACUAUUUGUUUGAGGGUGUCUUGCCCACAAGUGUGAGCCGUCUGAUGAAUACGAACAUCGGUGCGGUUGACGAAGGGAACAAAGAUGGUCACGAUGCGGAUACCGGACGAGGUGGUGGCGGUGGCGGAAAAGACCAGGCCACCAGUCAGGGAGGGAAAAAGUUCAAGAUGGUCGUCCCUCUGGUUCGAAUGAAUGUGAUCAUACAACUGUGUACACUUCUUCGUAGUCAGUUGGAUAUCGGAUCAAUCCCGGGUUCGGAAAAUUCCGCGUUUGAUAAAAAACAGAGAGAUCCGGAAGUGGAAACUACUGGUGAAUAUACUAAGGCGUCUGCAUUUGCUGAUACAACCGGAACAUCCGUAGUGACCUCGAUUGCAUCCCCUAUUUCUGCGCUGCCUUCUAACACACCCGGCUCGAUAGGUCAGGAGCCGUCCCCGUCGAUGCCAAGCCCAUCGCCACCUCCAGGUCAGCAACCCGUAUCAGCUACCCCCUCGUUGGGCGUAACUGCAUCACAAGGUGUCAGUCGGGAAUCACAAGAAGAGUUAGGCUUAGAAAGUCCAGACGUGUUGGAAAGUGUAUUUAUUUUCUGUUUAGGUUUGGCCAUCACUGGUACUUUGUCGGCUGCGGAUCAGCGUAUUGUGGACAGUUUAAUUCGAGCAUUAGCGAGUCUACCGCAGAUGGACGAGGGUCCUGAAGGUCAAGUACGAGCAGGCUCUCUUCCAAGUCAUCAUCCUAUGCUGAUCGAUUAUAUGUUUAAUGUGGAAACGUUCAACUGGGUUCCAUGGAAAAGCCUGGUACCUUGUUACGUGCACGACACAAGUGUUCCAUUUACCCGAAUUCUUGUACCAACGGUGGAAACUGUGAAACUAAACUGGAUUCUGAAAGAACAUUUGAAACUUCGUGCUCCUCUUUUAGUUGUGGGUGAAACCGGCACGUCAAAAACAGCUACAAUUGAAAGCACCAUGCAUUCACUAGAUUUGGACACGACGAGCACUUUGUAUUUGAACUUCUCCUCACGCACUACGGCAAACGAUGCACGCAACAUGAUCAACGCCAACGUGGAGAAACGUGCCAAAGGAGUGUAUGGACCGAUCCCCGGAAAGACAUUAGUCGUUUUUAUUGAUGAUAUGAACAUGCCCAAGGAAGACGAGUAUGGAACACAACAACCUAUUGCCCUCCUACGGGUAAUCAUUGGCCGUAAUGGGAUGUAUCAGCAAGGCAGCGAUCUUUCUUGGCGUAGUCUAAAAGACAUGACCUAUUUGGCUGCUAUCGGUCCUGCCGGAGGAGGUCGACAAAGUCUGGACCCACGUUUCGUAUCCUUGUUCACUGUGUAUCACGCUCUGCCUCCAUCGGAUGAUAGCGCAUUCACAAUUUUUGGAAGUGUCUUGCUUGGACAUCUGACGAAUGGAUUUACUCGGAAACUGAUGUCCUAUGUGGAUCAGUUUACGAAUCUCAGUUUGCGUGUAUACAAAGAAAUCCGAGAUGAUCUACUGCCUACACCGCUGAAAUUCCACUACACUUUUAAUUUGCGCGAAUUGUCCCGACUACUGCAAGGUCUUCUGCAGUCUUCAUCUGAUCGAUUUAAAGGGCCGAAGAAGUUCUUGCGUCUCUGGAGACACGAGUGUAUUCGUGUGUUUCGGGAUCGAGUGGUUGAUGAAGCUGAUAUGGCCAUUGUAAAUCAAAUCAUCCUGUCGAAUAUGAGUGACAUAUUCCCGGAUGAGGCUAACUACGCGAGCAUGGACCCGAUCCUGUUCGGUGAUUAUUGGGCGGCAGCGAGCGAAGAAGACGCGCGACUGUACGAAGAUAUGCAAGAUUAUGAGGUUUGCAAAGCGGUUGUCGAAGAGCUCUUGUUCAACUAUCGUGAAACCGAGGGAAACAUGGAUGUGGUCCUGUUCAACGAUGCUCUAGAACACUUGGGUGCUAUUCAUCGUAUACUCCGUCUGGAUGGAGGCAACGCAUUGUUGGUGGGGGUCAGCGGUUCCGGGAAAAAAUGUCUUGCCUGUCUUGGCGCCUACAUUGCCAAUGCCAAAACAUACGAGAUUGUCCUGCGACGUGGCUAUGGAGAAAAUGAGUUUCGUGAAGAUUUGAAGAAACUCUACUCCGGCAUGUCAUCCACCAAAUCGGACUAUAUGUUCCUGCUUUGCGAGGAACAUAUCCGUGACGAAUCUUUCUUGGAACUGAUCAACAAUAUGCUCACCACCGGGUUUGUCAGUGCAUUGUUCAGUGAAGAUGAGAAAGACGCAAUACAACAGAAUAUCUGGACAGAAGCCGAAGCUCGAAUUCGUGCGGAAGCCAUGGCGAGCGGGGCACUCAAUGUGCCCGUGAACAAGGAGACUGUGUGGAACUACUUUAAAGCAGAUUGUGCUUCUCGGUUACAUAUUGUUCUCUGUAUGAACCCUACCGGGGACGCUUUGCGUACUCGAUGUCGUGAUUUUCCGGGUAUUACCAAGUGCACUACCAUUGACUGGUAUUUCCCCUGGCCAGAGCAAGCUUUGUACGCAGUCGCCUGCAGUCUGAUUGAUCCCAAGUUCAGUCAAGUGCCUGCAGCACAUUGGGAAGCGGUUGUGACGAAUGUGGUCAAUAUCCAUCGAUCCGUCCAAACGGCGUCGGCCGAUUUUAAGCGACAACUGCGCCGAAUCAACUACGUUACGGCAACCAACUAUAUUUUGUUUAUUAACGGAUUUCUCAAGCUUUUAGAAAGCGAAAUAAAUGAGAAUAUUGCACAACAAAAACGAUUACAAGGUGGAUUGGAAAAACUCCACGAGACUGCAAUUCAGAUCGAUCAGCUCAAUGUGAAAUUGGCUGUGCAGAAGGUUGUCUUGGAAGAGAAAACCACUUCCUGUGAAUCCCUGAUGAGUGAGAUCAAUGAAUCAACCGAAGUGGCCACAGCGAAAAAGACCCAAGCACAAGAGAAAUCGGUGGAAUUGGGUAAACAGGCGAAAGUUAUUGUGGCUGAAAAAGGUGAGGCCGAAGCCGCGCUGGCCGAAGCACUUCCUGCAGUCGAAGCAGCUCGGCAUGCUUUGGACGAUUUGGAGAAAAAUGAUGUGACAGAAAUUCGAGCAUUUGCUACUCCACCAAAGCCGGUGCAAAUGGUCGGUGAAGCACUGUGUCAUGUGCUUCAGUCCAGCGAGAUCAGUUGGAAAGCUGCACGUGGCCUGAUGGCAGAUGCGAACUUUAUCAGUAUGCUUCAACAGUUAGAUGUGGAACAAAUCCCGGUGAAAAAUAUACAGAAUUUAAAAGACCUGAUUGCUAAGCGAAAGGUCACCUACGAGGAUGUUCGAUCGGCUAGCAAAGCCGGUGGUGGAUUCUACAAAUUCAUCCUUGCGGUGAUCACAUUUCAUGAUGUGGCGCGUGAGGUAAGACCGAAACGAGAACGCGUCAAAGCAUUGGAACGCGAGUAUAACAAGGCCAAACGUGAUCUGCAAAAGUUGAACGAUGAAGUGGCCAGUCUGGAAGGCAUGCUUGUCUCACUGCGACGCCAGUUCGCUUCAGCUCAAAUGGAAAUGGAAAAUUUGAAGAAAGAAAUGGAUGUGAUGCGUCGUCAGCUUAUGGCUGCGGAAAAACUAACGGAAGGCUUGGGCUCCGAAAAGGAACGGUGGAUUCAAGAAGUAGCCUCUUUGGGCCGAGAACAAAAAUGCAUUCUGGGAAACAGUCUGAUUGCAUCCGCAUUUCUGUGUUAUCUCGGACCAUUUACCACGGAGUUUCGUGACCGUCUGCUCGUGAGAGACUGGCUCACCUCGGUCUUACAGGAUGGGAUCCCCUUGACCGAUGAUUUUCGCGUCACGCAAAUGCUGGGCUCUGAUGUGGAAGUGGCAUUGUGGAAUUCGCAAGGUUUGCCGUCUGAUGAAUUGAGUAUUCAAAACGCUAUCUUGACCACGAAAGGACCAACGUGCCCGGUAUGUAUUGAUCCUCAAGGACAAGCAUCACGUUGGAUAAAAGAAAUGGAAAGGAAUACCAAAGACGAGUCUCGUUCGAUUCGGAUUACCACACAAAACGACCCAAAUUUUCUGCGUACUCUGGAAACUGCAAUCAAGCUUGGAUUACCAUGCAUGAUUGAAGGAGUGGAAGAGACACUGGAUCCGGCACUGAACAAUAUUAUUGCGCGAAAUAUCCGAAAGGAAAAGGGACGCGAGGUGGUCAUGAUGGGUGAUCGAGAAGUGGAAUACGAUCACGGUUUCCGACUUUACAUUGUCACAAAAUUGGCCAAUCCUCACUUCUCAGCAACUUUGUAUAGUCGAGCUUUGGUGAUCAACUAUACAGUCACUCUGACUGGCCUGGAAGGCCAGCUGCUGAGCGCUCUAGUCAAACAUGAACAUCACGAACUGGAGGAACGACGUGAGGCUUUGAUUUUAGAAACAAGUGAAAACAAACGCAUCUUGAAAGAAUUGGAAGAUAGACUAUUGCUUGAACUGGCCACACAGACUGGCAAUAUUCUGGACAAUUGGGAACUGAUUGGCACGCUGGAAGACACAAAAAGCAAAGCAGUAGAUGUGAGCAAACAAUUGGCUCAAGGUGCAAUUGUUGCGAAAGACGUCGAACGUCAGCGAGACUCGUUCCGACCGGCAGCAAGACGCGGUGCCAUCCUAUUUUUCGUACUGUCCGAUCUGUCUAUGGUUGGGCCGAUGUAUCAAUUCUCUUUGUCCUCCUAUUUGUCGGUGUUCCUCAAAGCGUUGAAAAAAGCAAUGCCCCAUAGUUCGUUGCCAAAACGGUUGAGCAACAUCAAAAAUGCGCUCACAUAUGCAACAUACUGUUAUGGUUGUAUGGGAAUCUUCGAAGAACACAAACUGUUACUUUCGUUCGAAUUAGCGCUUCGAUUGCAACAAGAUGAAAAUCUCAUUCGUCCCAAAGAAUUGGCCUUUCUAGUGCGUGGAAAUGUGGCCCUGGUUGAAAGUAGCUUCACCCCGCCACAUUCAUGGAUUCCCGAAAAUGUGUGGCGUGAUGUGAUCUACUUGGCUGCGUUUCUUCCUCGACGAUUUGGCAAAUUGCCCAAAGAUGUACUUAAUAAUGGUGAUGUAUGGAGACAGUGGUAUAAUGCCAAAAAUCCGGAAGCACUGCGUUUUCCAGGACGUUAUGCGAAGCUUCUUCCGUUCGUUCGACUCUGUUUGAUUCGGUGCUGGCGUAUGGAUCGCGUUCAGAGUGCGGUCACUCAUUACGUGAUCAAGGUGUUGGGUAAGCAGUACGUGGAACCACCGAUCACCAAUUUGGCUGAUGUACUUGCCUCCACGACACCGAAAAUUCCCAUCGUGUUGAUCGUUCAACCAGGGUCGGAUCCACAAAGUCAGUUGACCAGUUUGGCUCAGUCGUUGGAUUUAGGACACAAUCGAAUCAAGUAUUUGUCGAUGGGUCAAGGACAAGAACCGCACGCCGAAAGUUUGUUCGUUCAGUGCGCGACUCGCGGGAAUUGGCUGUUGCUGCAAAACUGCCAUUUACUCAUUCGUUUUAUUGCUACCCUGGAAAAGUUGCUAGAUGACUUGAGCAAACCGCAUCCAGAUUUUCGUUUGUGGAUUACAACAGAGUUGGUCUCUAACUUCCCGAUCGGAAUGCUUCAGCGCUCGUAUAAAGUUGUCAUGGAACCACCAAGCGGUUUAAAACAGAACCUGAUCGCCGGACUGAGCAAACUGUCACACGAGCAAUUUGUGAGCUGUGCACAUCCAAAUUAUCGGGCUUGUUUGUUCACACUCAUAUUUUUGCAUUCUGUACUACAAGAACGACGUCGGUUUGGCAAAUUGGGGUGGAAUGUGAGCUAUGAUUUCUCGGACUCCGAUUUCCUGGUCUCGCUGCGAAUUGUACAAAUCUCAUUGACCAAAUCACAUGAGACCAAAUCGGAAAUUUCUUGGGAUACUAUCAAAUAUUUGAUUGGCGAAGUAAUGUAUGGUGGACGUACCAUAGAUAAUUACGAUCGACGCGUACUUACCACCUAUAUGGAUGAAUAUUUUGGCGAUUUUCUGUUUGACACCUUCCAACCGUUCCGAUUUUAUCGAGACGAGAAAGUGGAAUACUUUAUCCCCGAAGAACCGACUGGGUUUGCGAAUUAUAAAGAUCUUUACAUGGAAUAUGUGGGUCAUCUGCCCGGAAGUCACAAACCCGAGGUGCUCGGCUUGCAUCCGAAUGCCGCAAUCGGUUACUCCGUUCGAUUUGCUCGUAAUCUUUGGUCUAGUCUGCUUAUGUUAUUACCAGAGACAGAGGCUGUCGGUGGCAUACCGUCGGCCCAACGUAUGAGUCAAGUGGCAUCCAUCACAAAUCCUCAGGAUAAUGGCGGUGAACAGCCAGGCUCUUCCACGUUACCUGACAACCAAACGCAUCAGCUCAGUGGUCGAUCUCAACCGGAUCACAGUGAUGGCCUUGCGGCUGGCACGACCAGUCAAGAUGGAGUAGCAUCUUCGAUUGAUAUGGAUCACGCGGGCGGAACUGGAGCAGCAAGUGGCACGUCGGAUGCAAUGCCAGUUGAUCAGUCCAGCGGUCACGCUCCGGAAAGUGUCGAUGCAGGCAGUGCAAGCGAAGAUGAUGAGGACGAUAAUGGAGAAGGUCACGAAAGUGACGAAGAGAUGAGUGAAUUAGGAGGUCGUCGUCAUACGUCAGCCUCAAUUUCAACCACAGCUCGGUCUUCCAUGUUGUCGAUUACUGAAGCAUCGGGCGGAACUGGAGGUGUGGCUGGUGGUGCUGCGACUUCUACAGGUCGGGAGGUGAUGAUUGGUCGCAUGGCGGACAGUUUGCUAAACCGUUUACCACCUCUGUUCGAUGUGGAUGGACUGCGAAAGAAACAUAUGGGAACAGAGGUAUCGCCAACAAUUGUUGUCCUGAUGCAGGAACUAGAUAGAUUCCUAUUUAACUUAAUUUUGGGUAAAAUUAACAGUUCAUUAAAUGAUUUGAAAAAAGCGCUGGCUGGGAAAAUCGGCAUGUCCGAGGAGCUGGAUGACAUAUCGCGUUGUCUAUCCAAUGGCCUGCUGCCAGCCAGUUGGCGUCGUCUUGUACCUCAAACGGAGAAAUCCUUACCGGAUUGGAUUCAACAUUUGUUACGCCGGGCUGACCAGUACAAAAAAUGGAUGGCCACAGGGAAAAGCGAACCCGCUGUUAUGUGGCUUUCCGGUCUACAUUUGCCACAAUCCUAUCUGACUGCGUUGAUUCAAAAGGCUUGUCGAAAACACGGCUGGGCAUUGGACAAAUGUGCUCUGCAAACCGCAGUCACCGAGAUUGCUCCCGAGGAGGUUCACACGGUGUUGAUGGCACCGGAAUUGGGCUGUCAUGUGAGUGGGCUAUAUCUGGAGGGCUCAGCUUGGAGCAUUGAGAAUGGAUGUCUGGUACGUCAGAAUCCACGCAUGUUGAUGCAAGAAAUGCCAGUGGUACGUCUCACUCCGAUUGAAAGGCACCGACUAAAAUUGACUGGCACCGUGCCAGUCCCCGUAUACAUCACAAGUCUACGACGAAAUGCUAUGGGUGAGGGAUUUGUGACUGUGUUGGACUUACCCACGACGGAGCAUCCGUCUCAUUGGAUCCUUCAAGGAGUGGCAAUCCUACUCAACACGGACUAA